This is a messenger RNA of Saprolegnia diclina VS20, 288 nucleotides long. RefSeq lists its product as hypothetical. NCBI's taxonomy places the organism in Eukaryota, Oomycota, Saprolegniomycetes, Saprolegniales, Saprolegniaceae. The transcript has a single exon. Bases 26 to 217 code for a protein of 63 amino acids. The record is from RefSeq and is a predicted model, not a curated record.
AUAAAAAAACUCCACUGACGAAGCAAUGGCCGGCAGCAAGGUACUCGACGUCGUGCACAAGGCUGUGGUCACGGGCCUCCUCGGCGCGACGGCCUUUGGCCUCUACGACAUCACGCGCGGCUUCAACGUCAUGUACACGCGCAACGUCGUGCGGCAGAAGGAAUGGGAGGCGCAGCAGGCGCUCGCCCAGGCCCAGAACCAGCCCGCCGCCAACUAAGCCGCGAGAACCGACCGUGUGAAACUACUACUACUAAACGAUUGUUAUUCAUGAAUUAUCUACGUGCCUCC